AUGGGCAUCUCAGUAGGGUCCAGGCUUUCCUUUGAUGGCGCCCUUUGCACAGUCCGCUAUAUCGGCGAAGUCAAAGGAACCAAGGGGCAGUGGCUUGGUGUUGAAUGGGAUGAUCCGAAUCGGGGCAAACACUCAGGAGAGCAUAACGGAGUGAAGUAUUUCCAAUGCAAAAUCAAACACCCAACGGCGGGCUCCUUUGUGCGUCCCACGAGACAGCCUGACCAAGCUCUAAGCUUUCUACAAGCUGUAAACGAAAAAUAUGUCUUAGAGCUUAAGCAUAUGCCCACCGGCCAUGUAGACGUGCCGCCGUCCAAACCCAUUGAGAUCAGCGGCAAAAUCGUCGAAGAAGUCGGAUUUGAGAAAAUCCGUAAACAACUUGCCCAAUUGCAGGAGCUUCGAAUCGUUCUCCUUGAUUGCAUGCGACUUCACGGCGUCCUGGCUAGUGAGGGAACAAGAGAAACAUAUGAAAAUGAGCUUCAAAGCAUAGGAAGGACGUGUCCAAAGAUCGUCGAACUGGAUCUCAGUCGAAAUCUUCUUCAAAAAUGGACAGACAUUGCAGAUAUAUGCAACCAGCUCAAACAUCUAAGAAUCCUAAAACUAAACGGAAAUCGGAUUGAUGAAAUCGAUGAUGGUGUCACAAUUGGCAGUGCAACUGAAUUGGCGCUGGACGAAACUUUUAUGGAAUGGAAAGAGGCCGCAGCCGUCUCGAAUCGCUUCCCCCUUCUAAGCUCUCUGUCGCUAUCUGGCAAUGAAUUUACAUCGAUUUCGUGCCCACUAUCGGAAACUAUCAAAGAGCUUACACUAGAAUAUAAUCGAUUCGAUUCCAUUCAUGCCCUUCGACAGUUGACUUCCCUCCCUAGGCUAAAGAAGUUAUCCCUUCGUGGAAACAAUAUCGACAAAAUUGGCCCGGAAUGCUCAGCAAUAUCAACGGGUGGGGAUGACGUGGUGUUUUCUCCAAUGCUUACUUCCCUUGAUAUUUCAUUGAACAAGAUAAACUCGUGGACCUUUAUCAAUCUACUUCCUAAAGUUUUUCCUGGGCUCACCAGUCUUCGAGUCUCGGAUAACCCAUUAUACGAUCAACCACCCGCGUCUUCACGUAUCACAAAUCUACCAGAACAACCGAUGACGGUAGAUGAAGCAUAUAUGCUUACACUUGCGCGUCUCUCUCAGCUUGAGACCCUCAACUACAGCAAAAUCACACCUCAAGAUCGCAAUAACGGAGAGCUAUACUACUUGUCACUUAUCAGGAAAGAGUUAGCCGCAUCUCCCAAAAGUGCAGAGCAACGCAUUUUACAAUCAUAUCCACGAUACAGAGAACUUUGCGAUACACAUGGAGAGGUUGCAAUAAAACGCACCGGAGAGGGCUCUGGAAACGGAAUACACCCGCGCUCCCUCGCAGCUCGACUCAUUACCUUCAACUUCUACAUACCAAACCAGUCCAAGAAGUCCAGUGGAGAGACACCUGGGGCAGUCGUAGGCUCCGAGUACAGCAUCGAUAUCCCCAAGUCCUUCGAUGUCUACCGCAUCAAAGCAAUCGUGGCCCGCCAUUUCUCUCUGACUCCUCUCCGUUUCAAACUGAUCUGGGAAACGAACGAAUGGGAUCCCUUCUACGAAUCGAAACCUGAAGACGAUGAGUGGGAUAGCAGUGAUGAGGGUGGUGAUAAGCAGUAUGGACAAGGCGAUGGUUCAGUCAUGAAACACGAAGAUGGCAAGAAACUUGUCCGCCGCGAGGAGGAGCUGGUUGACUCCAUGAGCGAGGUUGGAUUCUGGUUUGCGGACGAUAUUCGACAGGUAAAGGUGCGGGUUGAGGUAUUCUAG
Paracoccidioides brasiliensis Pb18 is the source of this 1818-nucleotide messenger RNA. RefSeq lists its product as uncharacterized. The record is from RefSeq and is a predicted model, not a curated record. The coding region runs from base 1 to 1818 and encodes 605 amino acids. Gene Ontology annotation, molecular function: protein binding. The transcript is spliced from 4 exons.